AUAUGCCCCCGCCGUAGCAUAGAUACUGAGAUACCUACACAUUUUCAACGCCAGCCGCCUGAAAAGUGAAAACAAACCAGGCCAGUGCAAAACUAAACUCAAGUAAAACAUAAAGGAAAAUAAGUUAGAAAAUCGAGAACUGAAAGUUCUUGAAUUUCUCGGUUAAUUCCCUGGCAUAGUUUUGAUCAAAAUACGACGCACAAUCUGCACAGAGACAAUGUCGACGCUGCCAUUCCUGUUGAGCGUUGCUGACGAGCUGGACAACAUCCAUACGCAAUCGUAUCUAGAUGACUUUGGUCUGGGCUUCCAUCCGCAUCGUCAAUAUUAUCGCACGCCAACUAUACAGCUAUCGCUGCCGGCCAGCACGGACUGGACUGGACGCACCGAUUGGCAGGGACGACAUGCGCGCUUUCGCAGCUACAAGUUCUACGAUGAUUCGCAGAACAAUCUCGAGGAGGAGCAGGACCAGGAACAGGAGGCGGAGCAGCAGCAGCAGCAGCAGCAGAGCCUGCAGCACGAAUUGCAGCUGGAACAUAGGGAGCACAACAAAGAUCACCACCAGCAGCAGCAAACCCAUCCACAGCAGCAGCAACAACAACAACAAGCUCACACUGCCAACAUGGUCAAGUCGAACUCACAUGAUGUGGGCGUAGGUGGGCUGGGUCUUAAUCUGAAGGCCGGCGAGGAGGAGGAUGAUGAGAACAUCGAUCGUACUGUGCGCAUGUAUAAUCUGUCCAAGAAGUGCUGCAAGAAUUACUAUCGCCAUGCCCUCGAGAUGGAUGGACUUGGCGCCAGUGGCCGGAGCAAGUGCAGCAAUGCGCGUGCCGAGUGCUAUCAUUCUGGCUCCAGUUCCGAGGAGAGCCUGCAGAAGGUGCCAUCGCCCAUAGAGUUUCUCACCUGUUUUCUAGUCAAGAAGACACGGGCACCCAAAUGCUCGAGCCAUGCUCCAGCUGCCGGCCGUGCGGCAGUUGGGCAGCUCAAGAAGACAUAGAACGCGGCCGCGUUGCUGCCAGCAGCAACAGCCACAACAACAAUAAUAACAACAACAGCAACAACAACAGCAUCCGGCUCGAUGACAUCGACGUCGGCGUCGAAGCGUCGGAGCAACUGCUUCUGAAUGUUGGCCAAAGUCGGUGUGCUCUGCGGCCAGGCCUGGAGUUGGCUGCAGCGUUGCGGCGAGCUGCCUAGCUCGGAGCCAACGACGUUGCCUGCAACGCGUCUGGGACGCAUUACCUAUUAGGCGUCUCAAUUGCAGGGGGCGUGGCACACACGACUCACACACACACACACACACAAACACGCACACACGGGCACACAGCAAUUAGCAUUGAAAUUGUUUUAAAGUGCACAGGAAUUUGCAUAAGGAUUCGUGCUGCGGCUUUAUUUUUCAGCUAAGGGACAAAGGCCAAAAUAAAAACA
Molecule: messenger RNA, 1419 nt
Organism: Drosophila novamexicana
Lineage: Eukaryota; Metazoa; Arthropoda; Insecta; Diptera; Drosophilidae
Exons: 1
Coding region: 218-991 (257 amino acids)
Source: RefSeq, a predicted model, not a curated record